GAGAAAUGCAGCCUUUGCACAGCUGCCAGGUUGUCCGACCCUUUAAACAAAGAAAGAGUUUUGCAACCAGGGUGGAAGAAGUGGCCAGCAUUCGAGGGAAGUUCCCAACAAAAGUCCCAGUAAUUGUUGAAAGAUACCAGAAAGAAAAGUACCUUCCACUGCUGGACAAAACAAAGUUCCUUGUACCUCAAGAGUUGACCAUGACGCAGUUUAUAACCAUCAUUAGGAGCAGAAUGGCACUGAGUAAUACUCAAGCUUUCUACUUGCUAAUAAACAACAAGAGUUUAGCCAGUAUGUCUCUAACUCUGGCUGAAGUAUACCGGGAUUAUAAAGAUGAAGAUGGUUUUCUGUACAUGACUUAUGCUUCCCAGGAGAUGUUUGGAGGCUUUUUAACUAUUGGCAAGGCAAACUGUAAGGAAUGUCUCCUAAAACAUAAGAAUUCUCUUGGUGACAGCUGUUGUUAGACAUCUGGGCUGUGAUUCACACAACUGGCUUGAAGAUGAAAAGUGCUCUGUCUGAUGUGGGCUCUCCUGAAAGAUUGAUGGUCAAGGCGUUGGCAGGACCCAACCCAAGAACCAAGUGGUGGAAGAAACUAUUCUAAGCAAAUGACCUGGAUCUAUAUUUUUUAUCUGGCUGUUAGUCACCCAUGGAAGGUAGCAGGGGUAUGCUUCAGUGUUAAAACAAAUUUAAAUUAUGUAUCUGCUUUUUAAAGUAUUAUUGAAGAUAGGUGUGCAUGAGAAGCAAAUAAAGGGAUUUUAAGACCAGGUAUAGUAACCUGGGCAGGAAUUGUCUGCUUAGCAGCUGAGAAUUGGUGAGCACUAGAGACUUGCACACUGCUUGGUAGUUAAACAGAGCUGUAGUUCAUUCUUUUAUGAACUUGCUUUUGUUAAAACCUUGUUCAGCCUUCCUCUGAGAGGAAUACCACCAGGAGGUGGGGUUACGUUCUAAAAUGUACAUCAAGAGAUGGAAACUGUGCCAGGUCUUUUGCAAGAAACAAAAAGUGGCCAGAAAUUGAUUUCUAAUUUUUAAAAAAUAUGUAUUUUCUGCUGACAAAAAGUAGUGCUCCCCCCGUAACCAUCCUGGAAGAAAGGUGGAGUAUAAAUUCCAUAAAUAAAAUUGAUAAAUAAAGAAGUAACAAAUUGAAAAGGUGGGUUCCAGCCCCUGGGGUUUUCCAAGAGAGACAAUUCAAUUUUGCUUAGGCAGGAGUGAAUUGGGGCCCAGAAAAAAGACAAGGCCGCAUUUUGCUGACUGCUGCUUUAGAGCAAAAGAACCUUUACUCCCACAAACAUGAACAUGCUUGCUUUCCCCUAAACAUGACAUCUAUAUGGAAGUAAAUCUUUUGAAGGGAGCUUCUCCUGCGGAAUGUAAUAGGUCUUCUUCAAGCACACUUUGCAUGUGGACCCCAAUGAGAUCAAUCUGGAAAAAAAAUCUGUAUUAGAUUGAAAUCAGCAGAUGGGGUGUUCCUGAUCACAGCUCCCUCAGUGGAGCUGUGGUCAGAGUACAAAUACAUAUGUGGCAUCUUGCAAUAGUUUAAACUGGGAGUAAGUAGAAGGAUAGCUAACCUUUAGCACUGAGGCAGCAAGCCUUGAAGCGCUAACAGAAGCUUUAUCAGGAUGCUAUGUUCUUGCUCUUUGAACUCUGCUCUGAGCUUUAUCUUAAUAUCUGUCAGAGAUAAGACAACUGUAUAAAAGUAAACUGUUGUUUUUUUUUUAAUUUCCCUAUUGUAGCUCACAAAGUGCAAGAGGAUUAAAAGUUACUUAGCCUGAAAUUUAGGCUUUAAGCCCUGUUGAUCAAAUUGACAUUCUGAAACUAUAGUACCCCAUUGUCUCUGACCAUUGGCUAUGUUGGCUAGGAGUGAAGGGAGAUGAAAGUCAAAACAUCUUGGGGGACCUGGGUUAAGAACAAAUCCCUCAACUACCCUGAUUUGGUAGGAACAGUCCCAAUUAAUCCUUUGUUUCUCUCUCCUCCCAUUAUCCCCUGUGUGCUCAACUUUACUUCAACUGCUGCAAACUGGGUUCAGAGUACAAAAGUAGUUUGUACUCAGUUAAUUCAACAUUGGGUAGUGGAGAUGGGGUGAAAUCUUAUUCCCAGUAGGCCCAGGCAAAAGCAAGCUGCUGCAGCCUCUCUCAAUUUGUCUAUUUUUCUUAAUAACUUUUGCCAUCUUGACCAUGCUUUGAAAUUGCUUGGCCACAUGUGUCCUGGUUUUCAUUUGGGAAAGAUUGGAGGGUAUGCUAGGAUCUGCUGAAAAGAACUACAUUUGAAAACAUCUUAAAUCAUUUUAUUUUUUUAAAAAAUUCUACCAGUUGUGUAUCUCAAAACCACUCUUCUUUGCCAUCUUUUUUGAAUGACCUUUCAUUUCUCUGUAUUUUAGGAAUGUGCUGUGCUAGUUUGCAAACUGAUAUGCAUUCCUGCUUGGAAAGAAAACCAUGUUAGGAGUAAGCACUGUCUAGUCUACUGUAAUGAUUCUGUCUGCAGCUGGUGUGUGUGUGUGUUUCUGUAUCACAUUUAUUUUCUUGGAUGUUGGCUUGAGUGAGGGUGGCAGAAACCCUUUUAAUUCAAAUAAGUAAGUUUAGUCAUCAUGCAGUUUAAAGCAACACCUGUUUGGCAAGUGUGAGGAAUGGGUGAGGAUGUAAAUUUGGUGGCAAUGAGCUGAUCUAAGAUGGAGAAAUGCAAUGCAUGAUGGGGAAAGCUGUCUGGCAAGCGAGGCGAGGAUUUUUUGAGAACUGCUGAUGUGGUGAUAGAUGGCGUGUCCAAAACUUUGGAUGUAGCUGCUUAUCCGUAAAGAAGAAGAUAUCCAGGACUGUACAAACAGCCUGGAUAGAAACAAAGACUGAUAAGGAAGAGACUGCAAAGAACUGUUCAAUCUGAAGUGUUAGUCAGCGUCAAAGGAAGAGGUCCUCACGUAAAGACAGCAGGAUGGAGGACAUGGUAAAGCCUUAAAAGAGAGACUUUUCCAAAUCAAAGGUGUGCUCUGGACCCGCGGAAACAGAGCUCCCACGCCUUCAUGAAGACAACUGAUCAACGCCUUCAGUGAAGUGCCAUCUGUGUGUGUGAGUAUUGUGUGAAUGGUGUGUGUGAGAGCUCUCUUGGUACUUGUAUUUGUCUAUGUCUGUGUAUUUCAAUAAAUGUUACAUGUAU
Messenger RNA from Sceloporus undulatus (fence lizard), 3138 nucleotides. RefSeq names its product microtubule associated protein 1 light chain 3 gamma (gene MAP1LC3C). The transcript is spliced from 4 exons. The record is from RefSeq and is a predicted model, not a curated record. NCBI's taxonomy places the organism in Eukaryota, Metazoa, Chordata, Lepidosauria, Squamata, Phrynosomatidae. Gene Ontology annotation, biological process: macroautophagy; cellular response to nitrogen starvation; autophagy of mitochondrion. Gene Ontology annotation, cellular component: cytosol; autophagosome membrane; autophagosome. Bases 6 to 464 code for a protein of 152 amino acids. Gene Ontology annotation, molecular function: ubiquitin protein ligase binding.